AAAGAUACCUUUACAGUUUGGCAGCAACAACCGGAACAUCAACAACAACAGCUUGGUGCCUACGGGCGAAAACGUAGUGGACAGCGCGGGUACCUGUGGAGAUGUUGAGGAGUUUGUAAAGAAAACAAGGACGCACUUUAGAUUAAACAGUUAAAAAGAUCAACAGAGGCAGUGUUUUCAUCAUGGCAGACCAAUCUGUUUUCUUGCUCGCAAUACUUUCAAUCCUAAUAACCACUUUUCUUGGAAGCUGCUUUGGCAAAGACGUUGCACCAGGCAUAUCCGAUCACCUAUACUGUGAAGGUUGCGUGGCAACAGUAACAGAAUUAGCCAAGAUGACAAGUAAGAAGUCUUCAGACCCUAGAGAUCUUAUCAUCACUGAAGCACUUGAGAAUAUAUGCAAACCUUAUAACUUUGUGAACUACGAUUUCUCACCCCCAAAGACAGUGAAAGCCUGCCAGCUACUUCUAGAGAGACACGAAGAAGAAAUAGAAACUGCACUUGCAAAGAAAUCAAAGGAUUUAGAAAAAGAAAUAUGCUUUGGUAUCAGCAAAGCAUGUGUGAAUGUAGACAGGUCAAAGAAACCUUCAAACCAUGGAGAUGUUGAUUUAACUAUGAAUGGAAAAGAUGGCAAAGUGGAGAAAGUUUUUGAUGUUGAUCCCAAAACUGGUAAAGCAACAAAAUCAAAAGAGGGUUCUGGUAAAGAACCAGAAACAUUGUCAAAAAAGGAUAGAAAAAGUAAAAAGGUGAAAAAAGAAGGAAAACUUAAAAAUGACAAAAAGAAUGAUGCAGAUGCUCUUGAUUACUUUCAGCUUGAUAUGAAUGAUCCAAACUCUGUGAAUAAAGUUAUGGCACAGAUUAAGCAGGCAACUCAGGAGCACACUAAUAAGUUUUAUAUGGAACAAGAGCUGAAAGAGAUGGAAAAAGAAGAAAAAGAAGAGCAACAGAGUAAAGAUGAAUUAUGAGACAAAGAAAUGAUUUUUUAGAUUGAAAGUAGUUUUUGCCCUUUCCGAAAAGUUAACAUUUUUCACCUAAAGCAAAUAGCUCUGUAUUACAGGUAUUGGGGAAAAUAUAUAAUUUUUUCAUCCAUGCUUUUUUGUUUAAAAAAAAGUCAGUUUCACUCGUCUCAAUAACAA
Messenger RNA from Rhopilema esculentum, 1133 nucleotides. RefSeq lists its product as uncharacterized. NCBI's taxonomy places the organism in Eukaryota, Metazoa, Cnidaria, Scyphozoa, Rhizostomeae, Rhizostomatidae. The record is from RefSeq and is a predicted model, not a curated record.